Messenger RNA from Haemorhous mexicanus (house finch), 2059 nucleotides. It is a transcript of the gene MEF2D, whose product is annotated as myocyte enhancer factor 2D. The coding region runs from base 437 to 2005 and encodes 522 amino acids. The record is from RefSeq and is a predicted model, not a curated record. Gene Ontology annotation, molecular function: DNA-binding transcription factor activity, RNA polymerase II-specific; protein dimerization activity; RNA polymerase II cis-regulatory region sequence-specific DNA binding. NCBI's taxonomy places the organism in Eukaryota, Metazoa, Chordata, Aves, Passeriformes, Fringillidae. Gene Ontology annotation, biological process: cell differentiation; positive regulation of transcription by RNA polymerase II. The transcript has 12 exons.
GCGCCCCCCUCCUCCCUCCUCCCCCCUCGGCUUCAAAACAAACCGUCACCAAAAUGGUGCAGAGGUGAAGGAGGGAGCGGGAGGAAGGGGAAGAGGUGGCGGCUCGGCCUGGGCGCUGCGGGGACAGUUGGAUUGAGGAGCGGUGGCUGCAGCUCAUCCCUGCCAGGAGCAGAAGAUGCAGGAGGCUGCGUAGCAGGUUUCUGAGCAGCUGCUGACGUCUCACCCCGCUGGAUCUGGCUGUGCAGGACGGUACCAUGAACUGAGCACGCAGCUGCGCCAAACUUUUUUUUUUUUUUUUUUUGGCUUUUUUUUGGGUUUGUUUUCCGCCCGAGAGAAAAGCCCCCCAGGCUCUUUGAUGCAAGCAUUCUGAAGUGAGGUUGCUGCUCCCCUCCCUGAGCCCAAGUGGUCCCGGCUGUGCUGAGGAUUUCCCGAGAAGAUGGGGAGGAAAAAGAUCCAGAUCCAGCGGAUCACGGACGAGCGCAACCGGCAGGUGACCUUCACCAAGCGCAAGUUCGGCCUGAUGAAGAAAGCCUACGAGCUGAGCGUGCUGUGCGACUGUGAGAUCGCCCUCAUCAUCUUCAACCACUCCAACAAGCUGUUCCAGUAUGCCAGCACCGACAUGGACAAGGUGCUGCUCAAGUACACCGAGUACAACGAGCCCCACGAGAGCCGGACCAACGCCGACAUCAUCGAGACGUUAAGAAAGAAAGGUUUUAACGGCUGUGACAGCCCAGAGCCCGACGGCGACGACUCCAUAGACCAGAGCCCCUUGAUGGAGGAUAAAUACCGCAAAGGCAGCGAGGAUCUGGAUAUCCUGUUCAAGAGAUAUGGUUCCACAGUGCCCGCUCCGAACUUCGCCAUGCCCGUGACGGUGCCGGUGACCAACCAGAACUCGCUGCAGUUCAGCAACCCGGGCAGCUCGCUGGUCACCCAGUCCCUGGUGACCUCCUCGCUGACAGACCCCCGGCUCCUGUCCCCGCAGCAGCCAGCCUUGCAGAGGAACACGGUGUCCCCAGGGCUGCCGCAGCGGCCAGCCAGCGCAGGGGCGAUGCUCGGGGGAGACCUGAACAACACGAAUGGAGCCUGCCCAAGCCCCGUGGGAAACGGCUACGUGAGUGCCAGGGCCUCUCCGGGGCUCCUGCCCGUGUCCAACGGCAGCAGCCUGGGCAAGAUCAUCCCGGCCAAGUCGCCGCCGCCGCCGGGGGCGCACGGCGCGCCGCUGGCAGCCAACAGCCGCAAGCCCGACCUGCGAGUCAUCACCUCGCAGGGCAGCAAGGGGCUGAUGCACCACCUGACCGAGGACCACCUGGCUCUGCAAAACACACAGCGCUUGGGUGUCUCUCAAGCAACUCACUCUCUGACCACACCAGUCGUUUCCGUGGCGACUCCGAGUCUGCUGACACAGGGGCUGCCCUUCUCAGCCAUGCCCACGGCCUACAACACAGAUUAUCAGCUGACGAGCGCUGAGCUCUCCUCGCUGCCGGCCUUCAGCUCACCUGGAGGGCUGUCCCUUGGCAACAUCUCUGCUUGGCAGCAGCAGCAACAGCAGCAACAGCAGCAGCAGCAGCAACAGCAGCAGCAGCAGCAGCAGCAACAGCCGCAGCAGCAGCCGCAGCAGCCGCAGCAGCAGCCGCAGCAGCAGCACCUGGUCCCGGUGUCACUAGGAAACUUAAUACAAGGGAGUCACUUGUCCCACACCACCACUUUGACUGUCAACACCAACCCCAACAUCAGCAUCAAGUCCGAGCCCGUCUCACCCAACCGGGAGAGGAACACUGCCACCCCGCUCAGCACCUUCCCCCACCAGCCCCGCCACGAGCCCACCGGCCGCUCGCCCGUCGACAGCCUCAGCAGCAACACCAGCUCCUACGAGGGCAGCAGCGAGCGGGACGACCCCGCCCGCCCCGAUUUUGGCUCCUCCCUGGGCCUCCUGCGGGCCAGCAGCGAGCCCGAGGGGGAGAGCCCCUCCGUAAAGCGCAUGCGGUUGGAUACCUGGGUCACAUAACGGGUCCCCGGCAUCCCUGGGAGCUCCAGAGGGGCUGGGAGGGGUGGGGGAGGG